AUGGCGGACGAAUCCACAAAUCACCGAGAAUCCCUGGCGGCUUGGAAUGCCCAUAAUUCCGUGGGUCGUAUCGAUACUGAAUCUACCACUCAUGAGUUUCUUCGUCGAGCAUAUCCAGAAUACCACAUUACACGCACCGUUCCGUCUAAGUGCGACUUAUUGGGAUACGCCCGAGCUGGGCAUGCCACGUCCAUCCGCCAGUUUGAAGAAGACCUUGACGCGACUCGUGUCUAUCGUUUGCCUUCAUCGAGGAUGGACGAAACAUCCGGAAAACUUGAAGACGUUGUGAAUUUUGCCCGUUGGAAAUACGAGUGGCAAGGCAAAGAUUUCAUCGUAUAUCAGUUGGCCUACGUUAACCAGUUUCACCAAAAUAUCCACUUCCUCUUUGUCCUAGCUUCCAACUUGCCUCAGUUUGUGCAUCAUGGCCACCAUGAGUUCACUGAUGCGCUACUGCUUGCUUCAGGCUCAUGGACAACUGAGCUCCAUGAAGAAAUCUGGGUAUACGAUAACUCAGAGUGGAUUAAGAGCAAGGGGCUUUGGAAGAGCGUUCAAGGCUCUUCGUGGGACGAUGUGAUUCUCAAUCCAGCGAUGAAAGACAAGCUUGUUCAAGACAUUGAAGGAUUCUUCAACAGCCGAGAUAUGUAUGGAAAACUAAAAAUUCCUUGGAAGCGUGGCUUGAUCUUUCACGGCGUGCCUGGAAACGGCAAGACAAUAUCCAUUAAAGCGAUAAUCAACGCACUUGCUAAGCGCCCGCAUCCUGUCCAAUCUCUCUAUGUGAAAUCACUGGACGCCUGCUCCGGGCCGAAAUGGUCAAUUAAGCAGAUAUUUCGGAAGGCCCGCCGAAUGGCUCCGUGCCUCCUUAUUUUCGAAGAUCUUGACAGCCUUGUUGGUGACAGUACCCGCAGUUAUUUUCUCAACGAGGUCGAUGGCCUUGAGUCUAAUGACGGCAUUCUCAUGAUCGGCUCUACAAAUCAUAUUGAACAACUAGAUCCAGCUGUGACAAAGCGACCUAGCCGGUUUGACCGCAAGUAUCAUUUCAAGCUUCCAAAUGAAGAUGAGCGCAUCGCGUAUUGUCGUUAUUGGCGCCAAAAGUUCAGCGAAUCUGAUACCGUGGAUUUUCCGGACGAAAUGUGCACUGUUAUUGCACAAUUGACAGAAGAAUACAGUUUCGCAUAUCUCAAAGAACUCUUCAUCACUUCGCUUCUUCUACUUGCCAGGGGUGGCGUCGAAGAAGUCAGUGAGAUUAAAGACGCUGCGAGCAGCUACUUUGUCAAGGAUACAAUUUCCCAGUCGAGUUCUGUGGUGCCUGCAAAGACUACAACAAAUGAUGUUAAUACGAAUGAGAAUGUCACAGAGUCCAAGUCUUCUGAGGAAGAUACCAAACAGUCUACGAAGCGGACCGUACCAGAGGUCGACAUUCCGGUAUCACUUCAGGACAAUAUUUUGUUAUGUAUUAUUAUAUUGCAGGCCAAAUCGCUUUUGGAAGAAAUGGAUCAUGGAUCUAGUAGCGCCGUUCAGAAAGUGAGUGGUGCAUCUAGACCGCCUCGUAUUCGUCUUCCAUGGACUUCGCUGCUUGAUGAAGAAGACGAAGAUUAG
This is a messenger RNA of Trichoderma gamsii, 1596 nucleotides long. RefSeq names its product ATP-dependent Zn protease. The record is from RefSeq and is a predicted model, not a curated record. Gene Ontology annotation, molecular function: ATP binding; ATP hydrolysis activity. Gene Ontology annotation, cellular component: cytosol; peroxisomal membrane. The transcript has a single exon. Lineage: Eukaryota; Fungi; Ascomycota; Sordariomycetes; Hypocreales; Hypocreaceae. Gene Ontology annotation, biological process: protein import into peroxisome matrix. Bases 1 to 1596 code for a protein of 531 amino acids.